This is a messenger RNA of Dothidotthia symphoricarpi CBS 119687, 1327 nucleotides long. RefSeq lists its product as uncharacterized. The coding region runs from base 476 to 1327 and encodes 283 amino acids. The transcript is spliced from 5 exons. Lineage: Eukaryota; Fungi; Ascomycota; Dothideomycetes; Pleosporales; Dothidotthiaceae. The record is from RefSeq and is a predicted model, not a curated record.
GGCUGGUUUGUCGGUUUGUGGUGCUUUUAUGAGAGUUUCGAGCCUGAGUCUUUUACCUGAGUGUCUCACCUAAGGCUCUCACCUUCGUCUCUCACAUUCGUCUUUCACUGUCAUCUCUCACUGUCAUCUCUCACUGUCAUCUCUUACUAUAUAUUAUUAUCUCUCACCUUCGUCUCUCACUCUUUCCACUCACCAUCGUUGAAAGCUUCUACCACCUUUCUACUAUAUAUACCACCCCUCCCAGGCCAUCUACAUUCCACCAGCUCUCCUCUGACACUCUUAUUUCACCACGCUUCUCGCAUCUCUCUCCUCCAACAAACUUCUACUUACAUCCCUCACGUCGUCUGCACUUACCUGCGGUGACAUAUCGUCUGUCGGUACCGACAAGAACGCUGCUUUGAACAACGGCACAGACAGCAGCUAGGAUUGCUCGAUCAUCCAUUCAUACCCGUCACUGAGUAACCACCUAGCAACUAUGGCAGGAUUCACCGAUGGCCCGCUUCCAACUGUCUUAACAGUUCGUAAGAAGAGUGCACGGAAACAACGUACCGCGGAGCAUGAGACGUCCGAUACAUUGCUCACGAUCCCGCCGCCGACAAGAGGCCCUCUCCAGGCUCAAACGUUCGGACGCUAUCAAACCCCCCAAGCCCUAGAGCCGACGGCUCAAAACGCACAGCCAGAAGACACGGUAGCACGUCCCAUGAUUGUCAAGAGACCAAACCUCCUUCAGAUUCCCGUUCGAAAAGAGAAGAGAUUGAAGCCCGGCGGCGGACCAGACAGACUCACCACUCACCACUCACCACCCCAUCUCCCCAGCAUCCUGACCGACGCUGGAAAGCAGGACAAAAGACCGGACGAUUAUGCUGCCAACAUCAACAGCACACUACGAGGUACCUACACGGUGCCAUCUUCCGACAGCAUGGGACAACUGAACCUUCUUGGCGACGACCUGUACGAAAUCUGGAAAACGGAAGUGUCGCCCUUUAUCCUUUUGUCCUGGGCAGGGCAUGACAAUAUGUCAAUCGCUACCAAGGAUUUGUGUGAGAAGCUAGACCGUCUCCCACUUCCAACCAACAAUACAAUCUCGAACAAUGAUGAGGUUGCAGGCAUCAACAGAGACGAAGCGUCUACACCUUCAAUACAAGCUGCCACUCAUCCUACACAGCAACAGACCAACCCUGCGAUGCAUCACUCACUCUUGGAACGCUCAACACCAACACAGAGCCUACGACCACGAGCAAGUGGCUCUCGAAGGUCUCAGAACGAUAGCAACACGGACACUACCGACUGGAUUGUUUAUGUUGGUCCAAACUUCCUCGAUUUCUAG